UACCCAUUUUCCACAUAACGAGUUCGAGUUUUGUCGUCGUCGUUGUCGACGUUCAACCAUUUUCCUCGGUUUGCGUUUUUCCUUAAUUUCUUGUAUAAUCGCAGGAAGGAAGGUUUAUCUGAGUGAUUGUGUGAAAUUUUAGAUAAAGUUAGUGAAGAAAACGAAUAUUAUCUCAAAUUCAGAUGCAAAGUAAGUGAACGACAUCCGAAAUCGAAAAAAAGUUUAUCAAGUGAAGGAAAAUUAUUUCAAGCUUACGUUACGCAGGAAGUAGUCUCCCGGGAUAAGAAGACUUAAAGAAAAUUGUGGAAAAAUGUGCAUAAAAUUGGAUUGAAACAUUCUACCCAGCAUUGUUGUUUUGGGGGAAGCGAGUUGAGGAAAAUCAAUCGUUCAGGAGAUAGUUCCCGAGAUUAAAAGACCAAUAAUGGCGCCGAAUAUUCGGCUGUGGAAGCGCGAAGCCGAAGCAACGGCCGCGCCCAUUACAACAACGACUUUGGCGGUAGUCGAAGAAGAAAGCACAACAGAACCUCAUACAGUCAUAUUCAAUCAUAAACAUCAUAAAUCUACAACAACAGCAGAGCCACCCCAAGAAAGUCAACCAGGCACAACCGUCCCCAGUAAACUAGAAGUGGUGGGCGGAAAAGCAGUUGAAAUUACUGAAGACGUAGCACAUAAAAUUGGUAUUCCAACAUGGGGACUGGUCGCUAUUAUAAUUGCUGUAUGUCUUGUUAUCCUUGGCAUCUGUUUCUUCUGUAUACGCCGAUGUUGUCGAAAACGACGCUCGAAAGACGGCAAAAAGGGUAUGAAAGGUGUCGACUUGAAAUCGGUGCAGCUACUUGGGUCGGCUUACAAAGAGAAGGUGCAGCCGGAUAUGGAAGAAUUGACAGAGAAUGCCGAGGAACCAGACGAAGGUGAAAGUAAACAGAGUGAACAAAAACUAGGAAAGCUACAAUAUAAGUUGGAAUAUGAUUUUAACUCAAACAGUUUGGCCGUAACUGUGCUUCAAGCCGAAGAACUUCCAGCCCUUGAUAUGGGCGGCACGUCCGAUCCUUAUGUAAAAGUCUACUUGCUUCCAGAUAAGAAAAAGAAAUUCGAAACUAAAGUUCAUCGUAAAACGUUAAAUCCUGUAUUUAAUGAAACUUUCACCUUCAAGAAUUUGCCCUAUGCUGACGCUAUGAAUAAAACACUGGUAUUCGCUAUAUUUGACUUUGAUCGUUUCUCAAAACACGAUCAAAUUGGUGAAGUAAAAGUGCCACUGUGUACCGUUGAUCUUGCCCAAACGAUCGAGGAAUGGCGUGAACUGCAAAGUGUCGAAGGAGAAGGUGGUCAGCUGGGCGACAUAUGCUUCUCCUUACGAUACGUACCGACUGCGGGCAAACUAACUGUUGUUAUCCUGGAAGCUAAGAAUCUGAAGAAGAUGGACGUCGGCGGAUUGUCUGAUCCAUAUGUGAAAAUUGCAAUCAUGCAAAAUGGAAAACGUUUGAAAAAGAAGAAGACAAGUAUCAAAAAAUGCACCCUCAACCCUUACUACAAUGAGUCGUUCUCAUUUGAAGUUCCAUUUGAACAAAUACAAAAAAUCCAACUAGUAGUAACGGUUGUGGACUACGAUCGUAUUGGUACAUCUGAGCCUAUCGGACGAGUGAUUCUGGGAUGUAAUGCAACUGGCACUGAAUUACGGCACUGGUCUGACAUGUUAGCAUCACCGAGACGACCUAUCGCCCAAUGGCAUACGCUUAAGGACGCAGAGGAAGGAGAUAAAAAGGAUUAAAUUCAGAAAUCAUAGGUGUAGAGGUAACUAAAUUGGAACACACACGUACACCACACAAUACAAGGCGCAUCGAGAAUAGAACUGUGAAUUUACAGAAUGAAUCUUCAAAAUCAAGAAAUUUACAUCUUAUUAUAAAAGUAAUAGCAACAACAAAUUUGCUAGUUAUUCAACAAUGCAGCAGAAUAUAUAUUAUGAAUUCGUUAAUACUUAAAAUGAUGAGAAUCCACUCCUUACGUAACAAAGAAGAUGAACGCGAAGCGAGAGAAAGGAUGGAAACAAUAACAAGCAUAUAACUUAUGACGAAAACCAAGAAACACAAAACAAGGAAAAACUGUUAUGUACAUUGUAUGUAAAAAAUGUUUAACUAUAAUCAUUUGUUAUUGUUAAUUCAUUAAUUUCUUCUUAAUCCAAAGAAAAUUGAAAGAAUAUUAUUAUGAUAGUAUUAAAAUAAUAAGAGAAAAAAUAUUUAAUGAUGCAAAGUAUUUAAAAUAAAAGUGAAAAAUGCAAAAAUUAUACAUAUAAAUUCAGAGAAAAUCAUAAUUUAUUGUAUUCCAAAAGUAUACAAAACUGUACUUUUUUAAGGAGAUGAAUCCAAUAAAACAUCCCACGAACGAGUUAUUUAUAGACUUAUUAAAAUCAAUAUGCUCUUGUAAACUUGAAUUAAAUCAAUCUUUGCUCCUCUUGAUUUCUCUCCGAAAACGGAGUAUCGUUACAAGAAACACUUAUAAAAAUCCAAAUCAAGAUUUGUAAUAAUAAAACAUCUAAAUUGCAUCUUCAAGAAUGUUGGCGAAGUUUUGCACAUUGACUGCAAAUAUUUUUGUUAUGUAUUUAUUACCGAGUGAUCCAGAUAAUGUUACGAUUAAAAACGUGUAUAGCGCUCAGUUAUGUAUCUCCAUAUCAUCAUGAAUGAAUAGUUUAACGUAUAUUUACAUUUAUUAUUAUGAUAGAAAUAAAUCAUUGCAUACACUGCAAAAUGUGAGAUUAUUAUUUCUAGGUACAUUUUUUUAGUUUCGGUUAGAUGAAAGCAUACUAAGAGUAGAACUAUAUAUAUCGAUAGAGAAGACACACAUGAAAGGACGAAUAUUAUAAACAUAAUAUUAAAAUCGAAUCUUGUACGGUAACUUAAGCAUAUUAUCUUUUACAAUAAUCACACCAGCACAUACGCGAUAUGAUUUAAUUCGGUUUAUUUGAAUUGAAAAUUUCAAUGCAAAAUUGUAUUAAAUAUACAUAAAUCACGAGGAAUCGCAGUUUAUGCUGAAUUGAAAAUUUACUAGAGCUUUUUUAUUUAAAUUAAAUUGAAAAAAGAAUAGAAUGAAAUAGUAAAAUCCGUAAUAAAUUUCCAGUGUUUUAACAAAAAAAGAGAAAAUAAUACAAAAUGCAACAAAGUAUUGACCUUAAAGAAAAUGAGGAAAGAAAAAAUAUAUAAAGAAAAACAUUUAAAGAACAAUAAUAGUUACGUAUGACUUUACUAGGUGUUUCUUCUGUAAAAAAAAAUAUUAUUAUAUAUAUACAUAAAAUAUAUAUAUAUUAUUCAAAUGUAAAAUAAAAUUAAUUCUCUGAAUUAAAACUAUAUUAUACAAACAAAAACAA
Hermetia illucens (black soldier fly) is the source of this 3355-nucleotide messenger RNA. Its product is annotated as synaptotagmin 1-like. NCBI's taxonomy places the organism in Eukaryota, Metazoa, Arthropoda, Insecta, Diptera, Stratiomyidae. Gene Ontology annotation, molecular function: phosphatidylserine binding; syntaxin binding; calcium ion binding. Gene Ontology annotation, cellular component: synaptic vesicle membrane; axon; dense core granule. The transcript is spliced from 10 exons. The record is from RefSeq and is a predicted model, not a curated record. The coding region runs from base 422 to 1765 and encodes 447 amino acids. Gene Ontology annotation, biological process: regulation of calcium ion-dependent exocytosis; synaptic vesicle endocytosis; regulation of dopamine secretion.